CGCGCGGCAAAUGGAGUGGGUGCUCGCGGAAGUGUUGCUCGCUCAGAGCAGGGACCCACGUGUCCUGCUCGGGGCGCUCUGCCGAGGGGAUGCGUCCGCGGAGCGCGUGGAGACACUGAGGUUUCUUCUCCAGCGGCUCGAGGACAAGGAGGAGCGCCGCGGGGACGCGGACGCGUACCCCGGGGCGCUGCUGCAGGAGGCGGCGCGCGAGGCGGCGGUCGGGUACCUCGUGCCGCUGCUGCGGGGCCCCGACCCAGAGUCACCGCCCCUCCGCCGCCGCGUCCUGAGGGCGGCCGCCGGGGCCCUGCGCUCGUGCGUCCAUCUCGCCGGGGACCCGCAGUGGGUUGCCGCGCUAGCUGAGGAGGCCCUGCACGACCUGCUCGCUGUGCGGCCGGAAUGCCGCGAGGGUGCCCCCCAGGACGCCUCUUGCGGACCCGAAGGGCCGGGCGGUCAGGCGGCCGUGGAGGUCCUCGUGGCCGUAGGUCCCUGUCUGCGGCCGCGCGAGGACGGGGCGCUCCUGAAGCGGGUGGUGCAGGCUGCCUUGGCCCUGGCGUUGGGCGAGGCCGAUGCCGGGCCGGCUGAGGAGACGGCUGCGCUGGCGGCCGGGCGGCUGCUGCCGACGCUGGGCCGGUGUGGCGAGGUUGCGCUGCGGGCCGUGUGGGAAGGGCUGCGCGCUACUAGCGCGCGGCCACGGGCCUCUACCCCCGGCGCCGGGCCGUCCCCCGUCGGGCGCCAGCUGCUGGUGCUGAGCGCACUGGCUGAGAAGCUGCUGCCCGAGCCGGGGGCGGGCAGAGUCCCUCGUGGGCCAGAGACGGGUCUGGACGUCCGGCGGUGCUGGUAUUUCUGGAGGACCGUGCAGGCGGGACUGGCCCAGGCGGAGGACGCACUCACGCGCAAGAGGGCGCUCCAUGUGCUGCAGAGGGCCGUGGAGGUGUCGGCGGAGCUGGGGGCCGACUGCACGAGCGGCCCCCGGGAAGGAAACGACCCAAGUCUGUUUUGGUGGUAUGAGAAGGAAAAAGAUGAGCUUCUGAAGUUUUGGGAAAACUAUAUUUUAAUUAUGGAAACUUUAGAAGGAAAUCAGAUACAUGUUAUAAAGCCAGUCUUACCAAAGCUAAAUAAUCUGUUUGACUGUGCAGUAUCAGAGGAAAAAGGAGUUUGGCUCUUCCACCCAUCCUGGCAUAUGUGUAUUUAUAAAAGAAUGUUUGAGAGUGAAAAUAAAAUCCUGACCAAAGAAGGUGUCACCCAUUUUUUAGAGCUCUAUGAAACAAGGGUUCUUCCAUUUUCACCAGAAUUUUCUGAGUUUAUUAUUGGACCACUAAUGGAUGCACUUUCAGAAAGCUCUCUGUAUAGCAGGUCUCCAGGUCAGCUGAUGGGAAGUGGGUCUCCAUUGGGAUUGAAGUUGCAGACGUUUUUAGUCACUUAUGUUUCUCUACUUCCAGAAGAAGUAAAGAAUGGUUUUCUGUUAAAUUUUAUUCAGAAAAUGACGAGUAGACAUUGGUGUGCUGUUCCCAUUUUGUUUCUAUCUAAGGCUUUGGCAAAUGUCCCCAGAUGUAAAGCCCUGGGGGUAGAAGGGCUUCUUGCUCUCAGGGAUGUUCUUCAGUGUACUAUGAUCACGCAUCAGAUUCUAUUGAGAGGGGCAGCUCAGUGCUAUCUUCUUCAAACAGCUAUGAAUUUGGUAGAUGUGGAGAAAGUGUCAUUUUCUGAUGUUUCAACUUUCCUCAUGUCUCUGAGACAAGAUGAAUCCUUAGGACGAGGAACUUCAUUGUGGACAGAGCUCUGUGACUGGUUGCGUGUUAAUGAAAGCUGUUUUAGGCAAUCCUCAAAUUGUAGCUCCAUUGGACUUCAUGAGACAUCUUCUUUGAAUGCUUAUGUAAAGAACCUAGUUCAAGAGUAUAUUAAGUCACCUGCUUGGGAAAGAGAAAACAGCUUUAUGCCUGAUUGGUUUGAAGCCAGGCUUGUUGCUAUGAUGGUCUUGCUGGCUGUGGAUGUGGAAGAAAUGAGGAAUCAGUAUAGUGAAAAGCGGAGAAUACAGAAUGUAUUAAGGAUAUUCUUAGAUCCUCUUCUGGAUGCCCUUAUGAAGUUUGGUACAAAUGCCUACAUACCUUUGCUGAAAACUGACAGAUGCCUCCAGUUGCUGUUGACGUUAUUGCAUACUUGCUUGUUGAAAGGUUCCAGUACUCAAGAUGAUGAAGUGUUUACACUUCUUCAGAAUUUUGUUAUGUCUACUACGGAGAGCAUUUCUGAAUUUAUUCUCAGGAGACUUACUAUGAAUGAGCUAAGUAGUGUUUCAGAUCUGGAUCGUUGCCAUUUAUACCUGAUGGUAUUAACUGAGCUUAUAAAUGUCAAUCUGAAGAUUGAGUGGAAAAGGGGUAACCCCAUUUGGAGAGUGAUUUCUCCUUUGAAAAAUGCAUCCAUUCGGCAUCUUCAAGAGACGAGCACUGGGCAGGAACCAGCACUUGGUAGACAGAUUCAGAAAGUGGUUAGUAUGGCUGCUUUGGCCAUGGUGUGUGAGGCCAUUGAUCAGAAGCCAGAGCUGCAGCUUGAUUCGCUGGAUGCUGGGCCCAUGGAGAGGUUCCUGUCCUCUCUUCAGCUCAAUCAGACAUUACAGAAGCCCCACACAGAAGAGCAGAGCAGUUUUUUUGAAGAAUCAUCAUCUUCCCAAGGAUGGGGAAAAAUAGUUGCACAAUACGUCCAUGAUCAGUGGGUUUGCCUCUCUUUCCUACUGAAAAAAUACCACACCCUUAUACCAACCACAGAGAGUGAAAUUCUGGAACCCUUUCUACCUGCUGUUCAAAUGCCAAUAAAGACUUUGCAAUCUGCAUUAGAAGCCCUCACAAUUCUUCCUUCUGAUCAAGUUUUACCUGUGUUCCAGUGCAUGAGAAUUUUGGUUCCCAAGCUUCUGACCUCCUGUGAGUCACUCUGCAUGGAGUCUUUUGACAUGGCCUGGAAAAUCAUUUCUUCUUUAAGCAACACUCAGCUGAUAUUCUGGUCUAAUUUAAAAGCCUUUGUUCAGUUUGUUUUUGAUAAUAAAGUUCUUACCAUUGCUGCAAAAAUCAAGGGCCAGGCAUAUUUCAAAAUAAAAGAGAUUAUGUAUAAGAUAAUUGAAAUGUCUGCUAUAAAAACUGGAGUCUUCAAUACGCUGAUAAAUUACUGCUGCCAAUCAUGGAUAGUUUCUGCUUCAAAUGUGUCCCAAGGUUCUUUAUCAAGUGCUAAAAAUUAUAGUGAACUUGUCCUUGAGGCUUGUAUAUUUGGAACUGUGUUUAGGCGUGAUCAAAGACUUAUUCAGGAUGUACAGACCUUCAUAGAGAAUCUUGGACAUCAAUGUGCAGCAAACAUUGUUAUUGAAAAUACUGAAAGAGAGGACCAUUAUGUGAGAAUUUGCGCAGUCAAAUUCUUGUGUUUACUAGAUGGCUCAAAUAUGUCUCAUAAGUUGUUCAUGGAAGAUCUUGCAAUCAAGCUAUUGGGGAAGGAUGAAUUGGUGUCCAAGUCAAGAACUCGCUACUAUGUGAAUUCUCUACAACACAGAGUGAAAAACCGAAUAUGGCAGACUCUGCUUGUACUUUUCCCCAAAUUUGAUCAGAAUUUCUUGAGUGGAAUUAUUGACAAGAUUUUCCAGGCUGCUUUUAUCAAUAAUCAAGCAUCCAUAAAAUAUUUCAUAGAAUGGAUUAUUAUAUUGAUUCUUCAUAAAUUCCCUCAAUUUCUUCCAAAAUUCUGGGAUUGUUUUUCUUACGGUGAAGAAAAAUUUAAAACAAGCAUUUGUACAUUUUUAUCAGUUUUGUCACAUUUGGACAUCAUUAUUCAAGAUAUUCCAGAAAAGAAACUAACUCUGAAGCAAGCCCUUAUUGUUGUACUGCAGUGGUGUUUCAGUCACAAUUUCAGUAUCCGACUCUAUGCUUUACUUGCUCUUAAGAAAAUCUGGAGCAUGUGUAAAACAUUGUAUGUCGAAGAAUUUGAUGCUUUGACUUCUGUGAUUGAAUCCAGUCUUAAUCAAGUGGAAAACAUGCAUGGAGCAGGGAAUGCCAAGAAGAAUUGGCAGCGCAUUCAAGAGCAUUUCUUUUUUGCAACAUUUCACCCACUUAAGGAUUAUUGUCUGGAGACCAUAUUUUACAUCCUUCCACGCCUUUCAGGCCUUAUUGAAGAUGAAUGGAUUGCCAUUGAUAAAUUUGCCAGAUUCACUGACAUUCCUUUUGAUGCAGGAUUUCAGUGGUACCUUUCUCAGACUCAACUCUGUGAACUAAAACCAGGUGACUGGUCUCAGCAGGACAUAGGUUCUAACUCAGGUGAAGCAGAUAACCAAUCGGAGUGGACUGAUGUUCAGAAGAAGAUUAACCCAUGGAAAAAUAAUGUUCCAGAUUUAGAACUGGAGCUAGAGUUUCAGGAUCGUGCCGCCAAACUUGGAAAGUCAGUUGGUAGACUGAUUGUAGUGGGCUCACUCAUUGAUAAACCAACCAACUUAGGAGGAUUAUGCCGGACCUGUGAGAUAUUUGGGGCCUCAGUGCUCGUUGUUGGCAGUCUUCACUGUAUCAGCGAUAAACAGUUUCAGCACCUCAGUGUUUCAGCAGAACAGUGGCUUCCUUUAGUGGAGGUAAAACCAUCUCAGCUGAUUGAUUAUCUGCAGCAGAAAAAAGCAGAAGGUUAUACUAUCAUUGGUGUGGAACAAACUGCCAAAAGUUUAGACCUAACUCAAUACUGCUUUCCUGAGAAAUCUCUCCUCUUGUUGGGAAAUGAACGUGAAGGAAUUCCAGCAAAUCUGAUCCAGCAGUUGGAUGUUUGCGUGGAAAUUCCUCAACGGGGCAUCAUCCGCUCGCUUAAUGUCCAUGUGAGUGGAGCACUGCUGAUUUGGGAAUACACAAGGCAGCAGCUGCUCAAGCACUGAGACCAGAGAGAGCACAUCCAUGCCUUAUUGGAGAUGAAUUUUUGGUGCUAUUGAAACAAUUUUUUUAAAAACUAUUUGGACUAAUGAAAUAGAUUCUGAAAGCUUACUGGAAUAAUUUGUAUUUUUUUCUUGGGAUUGAAUGCCAAAUUUUUUCAUGUGCCUUAAAUAUAUUACUGUAUUAUUGC
Trichechus manatus latirostris (Florida manatee) is the source of this 5061-nucleotide messenger RNA. It is a transcript of the gene TARBP1, whose product is annotated as TAR (HIV-1) RNA binding protein 1. Bases 11 to 4876 code for a protein of 1621 amino acids. Gene Ontology annotation, biological process: tRNA methylation. The record is from RefSeq and is a predicted model, not a curated record. The transcript is spliced from 30 exons. Gene Ontology annotation, molecular function: tRNA (guanine) methyltransferase activity; RNA binding. NCBI's taxonomy places the organism in Eukaryota, Metazoa, Chordata, Mammalia, Sirenia, Trichechidae.